AUGCGAACCGCGCCGCCGCCGCCGGCCAGCCCUAUUCCAUCUGCUUCCGGCCACCGUCUCUCAUCUAGGGGUUAGGUUUCAUGGAGUUGCGCUCCGGUCUCACCCUCCGUUCGGAGCCACCCCUCGGAUCUCGCCGCCCCUGCGGGCCGCGGGCCGGCCAAUGCGGCGACACUGACGGCGUGGACCACAUCAGCGGCCUUCCCGACGACCUCCUCCUCCAGGUCCUCGUCCGCCUCCGUUGCGCCCGCGCCGCCGCCCACACCAGCCUGCUCUCGCGCCGCUGGCGCGGCCUCUGGAGGCACCUCCCCGAGCUCUCCUUCCGCGGCAUCGCGCCGGGCGCUCUCGAAACCGCCCUCGCCCAGGUCUCCCGCACAGAGCUGCGCCUCCUCGAUAUCGAUGUCCCCGAGCACCACAGCUACUCCGUCGCAGGCGUCGGUUCUCUGCUGCGCACCGCCGCGCGUCUGGCGCCCGUGGUGCUAAGCCUAGUAUUUCGCGGUGACAUGGUGGGUCGCGACAUCCCCGUCGAUCUGUCCAUCUUCCACCGUGCGACAUCGAUCAGUCUGAAUGUGACCAAUAGUGUGAGCUACCUCCGCCACACACUGCUGGCACCGGGCGGUGAGCUCCCUGUGCUCGAGAGGCUCUCUAUCUCAGGCUGCCACAUGGGCAUCAUAGACACCGGUGUCCUGUUCCGGCGGUGUCCGCGCCUGCGUGUGCUGGAGCUGCACCGUUUCUGGCAUUUAGGCAAGGGCAUGGUCCGUCUCCAUUCGACGACGAUUGAGGAGCUUGUUGUGGCUUCUGACUGGUGGAUUGGGGGUAUUGACAUUGUAGCCCCUGCGCUAAAGAAGUGCACCAUGGAUACCUGCAUGGGCAAGGAUUUCAAUGUGUCAUUUUUAGCACCUGUGGUGAAGGAUAUCCAUUGGCGCUGCAGGUGUGCCUUCAGGAAUGUAGCAAUCAGUGAGAUGUGGCGCCUGCAUGAGCUGGAUUUAUGGAUGGAGGAGAGCGUCUGCGGCCUAGAUUUGACAAUUGAAAUUCGGGACAUCCCAUUAUAUGAUGUGGUCCGGGACUUGAAGCAACAAAUAGCCCAGCUUCCUAAAUUUUCUGUUUUGAGGCUACAUUUGUUAACAUGGGGACAUGUUUUUGGUGCUAUGGUGUUGAACCUACUUGGGUUUUGUGCUGGCAUACAAAGUCUUAAGUUGGUCGUACCACGAAACGAGUCUUCACUUCUGUCUCAGCAUGAAGCAUGCCCCCCAAAUUGCCCUUGUGAUGGACCAGAAAACUGGAGAAAUCAGAAUAUUUCCUUGAUGGCUCUCGAAGAAAUAGCGAUAGAAAAUCUGGAAGGAAGUGGGCAUGAAGUUGACUUUGUGAAACUUGUGUUCAGAUGCGCCCCCCUGAUGAAACGAAUGACCGUGAAACUGUCGCCUAAGGUCUUACCAGGUGACAGUGGGUACAAGGAAAUCUGUAACAUAUUCAAGGCGAAGCGGCCGUCUGUAGAAUGCUAUGUCUAUAGCAGUUGCGGUGAGCAGGUUGUGUAUGCAUGAUUUGCUCCGGUGCUUAUGCUUGUGGGCGUAAUACAAGAAUGAUCCUGAAGCUCUUGUCCUUUUGGAGCUCGAGCUUGUACUUUGUAGAUGGAGAACCAUGUUUCGUCUUGCUACCGUAUUGUUGCAAAUAAUCGGUUAGAUGCUUGUAUCCCAAUUGUGUGCAUCGUGUAUCCGUAUAUGCAGGAUGGACUGCUGCCAAAGCUGUUUGUCUCGUCGGUUGAAUAUAAUGCUGAAAUUAUAUA
Molecule: messenger RNA, 1780 nt
Organism: Panicum virgatum (switchgrass)
Lineage: Eukaryota; Viridiplantae; Streptophyta; Magnoliopsida; Poales; Poaceae
Product: putative F-box/FBD/LRR-repeat protein At5g44950
Exons: 3
Coding region: 81-1538 (485 amino acids)
Molecular function (GO): protein binding
Source: RefSeq, a predicted model, not a curated record